This is a messenger RNA of Argentina anserina (silverweed cinquefoil), 2703 nucleotides long. Its product is annotated as subtilisin-like protease SBT1.8. Bases 140 to 2455 code for a protein of 771 amino acids. The transcript has 2 exons. Gene Ontology annotation, biological process: proteolysis. The record is from RefSeq and is a predicted model, not a curated record. Lineage: Eukaryota; Viridiplantae; Streptophyta; Magnoliopsida; Rosales; Rosaceae. Gene Ontology annotation, molecular function: serine-type endopeptidase activity.
UCCACCUUUUCCUUCUUAUAUCCUCUCUGACAGUCGCUGCGACUGGACUGUCCCUCUUUCUUCUUCUUCUUCUCCUCCCUGCCAUUAAUUCCAGUACCAACCAAAUCUAUCUCCGAACUUUGCUUAAACCUUAAAUCCUAUGCCUAUGGCCUCCUCCGAGGCCAAGUUCUUGUUCGUAGCUUUAACUGUUCUUCUACCAUGUCUAUCUGUAACCGCCAAACAGACCUACAUAGUUCAAAUGAAGCACCACUCAAAACCCUCCUCGUUUGCAACCCACACUGAUUGGUACUCCGCCCACCUCCAAGCUCUGUCCCCUGACUCUGACUCUGACUCCGAUUCCGGUUCUGGCUCCCUCCUCUACACAUACGACGCCGCCUACCACGGCUUCGCUGCUUCUUUAGAUCCCGACCAGGCCGAGACGCUGCGGCAGUCGGAUUCUGUAGUGGGUGUAUACGAGGAUACUAUAUACAACCUCCACACCACUAGAACGCCCGAGUUUUUGGGUCUGGAAACCGCUAAUGGAUUCUGGGCCGGACACUUGCUCCACGACCUGAGCACUGCCUCCAAUGACGUCAUUGUCGGGGUUCUGGACACCGGAGUCUGGCCGGAGAGUAGGAGCUUCAACGAUGUGGGCAUGCCAGAGAUCCCGUCUAGGUGGCGCGGACAGUGUGAGUCCGGCAUCGAUUUCAGCCCUUCCCUCUGUAACAAGAAGCUGAUCGGAGCCCGGAGCUUCUCCAAAGGCUACCGCAUGGCCUCCGGCGGUAGUUACAUGAAGAAACCCAAAGAGGCAGAGUCACCGAGAGACCAGGACGGGCAUGGGACCCACACUUCCAGCACCGCCGCGGGUUCGCUGGUGGCGAAUGCUAGUUUGCUGGGCUACGCGAGCGGCACGGCGCGUGGGAUGGCGCCUCACGCGCGGGUGGCGACCUACAAGGUGUGCUGGACCACGGGCUGCUUCGGGUCUGAUAUCCUCGCGGGUAUGGAUCGGGCCAUCCUCGACGGAGUCGAUGUGAUGUCGCUGUCUCUGGGCGGUGGGUCCGCCCCUUAUUUUAGGGACACAAUUGCAAUUGGAGGUUUCACGGCCAUGGAGAGGGGCAUUUUCGUCUCCUGCUCUGCCGGAAAUAGCGGGCCGAGUAGGGCCUCAUUGGCCAACACAGCUCCGUGGAUCAUGACGGUUGGAGCCGGGACCUUGGACCGGGACUUCCCGGCUUACGCUUUGCUCGGGAACCAAAACCGGUUCACCGGAGUGUCACUAUACAGUGGGGCCGGAAUGGGAUCGAGGCCAGUUGGGUUGGUUUACAACAAUGGAAGUAACACUUCCAGCAAUCUGUGCUUGCCCGGUUCGCUCCAACCGGAAACCGUACGGGGGAAAGUGGUGGUGUGCGACAGGGGAGUUAACGCACGUGUGGAGAAGGGUGGAGUUGUACGCGCCGCCGGUGGGGUUGGGAUGAUACUAGCCAACACCGCCGCCAGCGGCGAGGAAAUGGUGGCGGACAGUCACUUGUUGCCGGCGGUUGCGGUCGGGAGGAAAGUCGGUGACAUGAUAAGGGAGUAUGCGCAGUCAGAUCCGAACCCUACGGCGGUGAUUAGCUUUGGUGGUACGGUGCUGAAUGUAAGGCCGUCGCCGGUGGUGGCGGCAUUUAGCUCUCGUGGGCCUAACUUGGUGACUCCGCAGAUCUUGAAGCCCGAUGUGAUUGGUCCAGGAGUUAACAUCUUGGCUGCAUGGUCAGAGGCUAUUGGGCCCACUGGGCUUGAGGAGGACACUAGGAAGAGUCAGUUCAACAUCAUGUCAGGUACAUCUAUGUCAUGCCCACACAUUAGUGGACUUGCAGCAUUGCUCAAAGCUGCUCAUCCCAAUUGGAGCCCAAGUGCAAUUAAAUCCGCACUCAUGACUACAGCCUAUACACAUGACAACACCAAGGCUCCUCUCAGUGACGCUGCCGGAGGCCAAUUUUCAAAUCCGUGGGCACACGGUUCCGGCCAUGUUGACCCCUCAAAAGCCGUCUCGCCAGGUCUUGUAUACGACAUUUCGAGUGAUGACUAUGUUUCAUUUUUGUGCUCGUUGGGCUACACCAUCCAACAGGUUCAAGCCGUUGCAAAGAGAAACGUUACAUGCGCAAGAAAGUACUCUGAUCCUGGACAACUCAACUACCCGUCAUUCUCAGUUGUGUUUGGGAACAAGAGGAUUGUGAGAUACACUCGAGAGUUGACAAAUGUAGGGACUGCACGUUCUUUAUACAAGGUUAUUGUGAGCGGACCACCCGGAGUGAAGACUAUUGUGAAGCCCUCAAGCCUUUUCUUUGCAACUGUUGGGGAGAAGAAGAAGUACACGGUCACCUUUGUGUCUGCCAAGAGCGGCAGUAGAUCAUCGAGGUCAGAAUUUGGUUCAAUUGUGUGGGCAAACACCCUACACGUGGUUAAGAGCCCAGUUGCUUUUGCAUGGACGCUGUUGUGAAGUUAAGAUGUUCUUGUUCUUGUGUUUUUCUCGAGCAUGUUUGGCCAACAGAAAUAACAGAAAUUUGGUGAGUAUCAAAGGAAGUUGAGAGAGUUUCUGUUCUUAUGGCAUUGCCCAAGGUGGAGCUAUUCACAGGGUUAGGAAGAGCUUGUCUUGAAAGAACUGCAAUGCCUUGGGCCAGAAAACUAAUGUAAUAGAAUGUCGCAGCUGUGUUAAUUGCAUAGUGGAGAUUACUUACAUAUAAUAUA